Messenger RNA from Impatiens glandulifera, 1148 nucleotides. RefSeq names its product protein PALE CRESS, chloroplastic-like. Gene Ontology annotation, biological process: chloroplast organization; leaf morphogenesis; cellular response to light stimulus. Bases 124 to 1068 code for a protein of 314 amino acids. Gene Ontology annotation, cellular component: chloroplast; chromoplast; amyloplast. NCBI's taxonomy places the organism in Eukaryota, Viridiplantae, Streptophyta, Magnoliopsida, Ericales, Balsaminaceae. The record is from RefSeq and is a predicted model, not a curated record. The transcript has 7 exons.
AACCCUAAUUAUCUAGGGUUCUUAUCCAUCGCAACUGCCUUCUUGCUUUGUUACAUCUGAUUGAAUCUCUUAAGAAUCAAUCAAAAAAUUUCAACAAUCACUACUUUCAAGUGUGCUGUAGAAAUGGAAGCAAACGUUCUGCAAAUGAUUUCUCUCCUACCUCACACUUUUUCCCUCUUCUCGACGAGGAGCCAAUUAGCAUCUGUAACACUCCCUCAUAGUAAGGCCAAUUCACGUUCUAGCACAGUUGUACUCAGGUGCAAGAAAUUAGAAGAUCGAGACCUUGAAGGGCUCCCUAAAGAAUUCUAUGACGAUGAAUGGCAAGCGCGGCAAAGAGAGAAGACAAAGGAAUUUCAUAAAAAGCGUCAAGAGGAAGACGACGAGGAGGAAAGGAAGGUGGAUGAAUUUCGUGAAAUCGCUAUGCGUUUGAAAGACUAUCCAGAAGAAGAUGUUCGAAACGCAAGGCUAUUGGUUGCAAGCUUCAUUAGAGCUGCUGAAGAAGUGGAAGAGAAAAUUGAGGAAGCUGCUGAAAAGGGAGAACUUAAUGAACUCAUUCUAAUGGUCAUAUGGAACCGCCUUGAUCUUGCUCGACGUGAUGAUGAGAAAGAUGCAAUCAGAAGCCUUGAUCUCUUAUAUAGACGAGUUGAGACAGAGAUUUUGAAACGGGAAGCUUCCACGAGUAUGAGAUUGUUGAAUGAUCUUCUCAAUAUGCAUGAUGGAUUUGAUGAUGAAGGCUGGCUGAAGGAUUGUAGAAAAAGUAUGAUUGAAACCUUUCCUCGGGAGGACCCAUUCAGCAUUCUCGUUCCAGCAGGCUUUGACAUUGAUCAGCACAAAGGGCCAAUGAGACCAACGGCAGAAAUGGACAAUAUACUCCUUAGGGCAGAUUUUAUAAGGGAGGUAAACGAGUUGCUUCAAGAAGUGCGGUUAGAGGAAACCGAAAGAGGUGAGGUUGGGAGAGGAGGGAUGGAUGCAGAAUCUGUUGCUAACAGGAUGAAGCAACAAGAGAAACAGAGAACUAUUAGACAGGUAGAAGCUCUUUUAGAUCUUGCAGUCAACUUGAAAUGGUAGUUGAUAUAUGCUAAAUUUUAUAACAUUUGAUUACCUAAAAAUUGAACAAGUUCUAUAAAUAUAUUCAAGACGAUAAUGAU